GCAGCAUGGACGUUCGUUUUAGGGAGAAGAGCAGUCGUGUUCACCCGACAAGCCGAGGAGGAUCAUAUGUAAAUCUUUCGUUAUUUAUGUCUUAACAUGCCAAAGGUUUCCAGCUCUCAAACGGUACUGUAGCAUCUUCUGUGGUUUGAAAAGGAAAACUAUGGGUGUAACUCACAGCAGGAGACCGACAGGACCACCACCAGCCUGUCUCUUAAACCAGGAUAUUUUAGAGGAAAUCUUCCUCAAUAUUCCCCACCGCCAAGUGGUGCGUGUUUGUCGGUUAGUGUGCCGGCGAUGGAGAGAAGCGGCUGACUCAGAGUCUUUGUGGAGACAGAAAUGUAGAAGAGAAAGAUUUCACCUCCAUGACGCGACCAAAGCACCAGCAGACUGGAGGAUAUUUUACUUUUUGUGCAAAAACAGAAGAAAUCUUCUGAAGAAUCCCAGUGGAGAAGAUAAACUGAAGGGUUGGCUGUUAUUCGAUGGAAGUCCUAAGCACUGGAUGGUCAGUAGAAUUACACAACCACAUCCAAACGAGAAAGUCCAGACAAACUUUGUGACUUCUUACGGGGUGUGCAGGAAGGCGCAGUUCAUUGAUCUGAAGAAGGAAGGUUACAGCCCUUCGUUUAUGGACGAGUUCCAGCCAGACAUCAAACUAACUGAUUGGUACACAGCACCAUGGGACCUUGGGUGUGAAUACAUGAUCUGUGUGAAGCUGCUUAAUGAAAGAAAGGAGGUUCUUGCAGGGUUUACUCCUGACCCUGUUAACUCUGGACCAUUGGAUGAGUGGAUUCACGUAACCCACGUGUUCCGGGGCUACGGACCAGGAGUCAGGUACAUAUGUUUCAUCCACGGUAGCAGAGUCCGGCGUUUCUGGGCAGAAUGUUGUGGAAUUCAUUUGGCAGACAGCUGCAUUGAGAUAUUUCCCGCUGGAGACUUAUAGCUGUUACAGUAAACUAGUCUCUUGAUCUGUUGUCAAGUUAUUACACGUUAAAGUCCCAUUCAGGGACAUUGAUACUGCAUGUUGAUUGUUACUGACUGUUACCCAGUGGCGUUACAAUGUGUAAUUUUAAGAAGUCUCUGGCUAUAAUUCUGCUCUUGGAUGAACAAAAUGGAUUUCAUAUGCACUACUCGAGUAUUUUAGAGUGAUCACAUUAUUGAACCAACAGGUUUUCUGGUUCUAGACAAAGUGAUUGAAUGUAAAUAUUCCUGUGCUUGUAAGAAAUAAAUAGAACUUGUUUUUUUUAAUUUUAUUUUUUAAGCGCAUGAUGCAGCAAUAAUUGUGAGAUUCAAUUAAAAACAUUAAAAAUGUUUAAGAAGACAUCUCUAUUUUUGUUUCCCCAUUAGCAUGAAUAAAGCCUAUACAUUUUCACAGGCGGGUUUAACGCUUCAAAGUAGAGCUGCUGCAGAGCUUCCUCUGUGUUGAGAGGAGUCAGUUCAGGUGUUUGAAACAUCUGAUUAGGAUCCCUCUGGUGUCCUGCUGCUAGAAGAGGACCAGCCACUGCAGCUGGGAGGAGACCCAGAGGUCGACCCAAGACCUGCUGGAAUGAUUACAUUUCUCAGCUGGUUUGAAUGGCUGUGUGGAAAACAGUUGAUUUGAUUUUUAAGGCUGCAGAAUAGUGAGGAAUACAUUAUUGGAAAGCAUGUUUUUUUGGACGAAUCUUGUCUUGAAUCUUUCUCUGCAUUCACAGAGAAGGUCAGUGUUUCACUCAUAAAGCUCAGGCCAUAUGUCAAAGUGUCUUUAAGCGAGCCACAAAGCACCAAAUUGCUCUUUUCUUGGUAAAAGUUACCUUUGUUUUGUCAAUAGGUAAAUGUGAUGCAUUUAUCUACUGACAAGGUAAAUGAGAUUUAAGGAAAAGCCAUUACCUUAAACCCCACAAACUGCAAGUCUUGGCAAUAUGUAUUUAUUUGAAUGGAAAUAAUUACAUUCAUUGUGUGAUAAUCAAACUGACUUAUUUGAGGUGAAAUAAAUUCAUUACAGGACUGCAUGGUUACAUACUCUCACCUCAUAGCAAGAGUGUUGUGGGUUUGAAUCUGGCCGCUGUAAAGUCUCAGUGUGGAGUUUGCAUGUUCUCCCUUUGCAUGCCAGUAUUUAUUUAAAAAAAAUGUGUGUUGUUUCAUAGAGGUUAGUACAAGACCAACCCUUUAAAUCUGGAUAGUUCAUAGCACAAUGCAUUUUACACAGAUGUCAUUUCUUCAGUCUUACGAGAGUGUCUCGGCUUGUUUGCAAAAUAAACACUUCUUUUGAAAGUAUUUAACUAUGUUUAAACUGAACACUGGAUUGGACAACUUUCUCUUUCCCAAGAAGAGAGGGUGGAGCCCUCCUGACCCCGCUGCCCAUGCUCUGAAUCAUCAAUGACACAUACUAGUUUCCUUUAAGACCGCUCUGUCAGGGUUCGUUUUAGAUUCUGUCCGGCGUACACCGUUGUAAUUAUAACCGGCAAAACCGGCUUUUUCCAACUUCUGUAGAAUAAAUAUUUAUCCGCUCCUUUGACUCGCUAUUUUUCUUUUGCAUCUUUAGUCAAUAAAGUA
Salarias fasciatus (jewelled blenny) is the source of this 2529-nucleotide messenger RNA. RefSeq names its product F-box only protein 6-like. Bases 161 to 940 code for a protein of 259 amino acids. The transcript is spliced from 6 exons. The record is from RefSeq and is a predicted model, not a curated record. Gene Ontology annotation, cellular component: cytoplasm; SCF ubiquitin ligase complex. Lineage: Eukaryota; Metazoa; Chordata; Actinopteri; Blenniiformes; Blenniidae. Gene Ontology annotation, biological process: glycoprotein catabolic process; SCF-dependent proteasomal ubiquitin-dependent protein catabolic process; ERAD pathway. Gene Ontology annotation, molecular function: protein binding; ubiquitin protein ligase activity.